GUCCUUGUUUGAAGGAUAGGAUCGACACGUCAGUCAGUGAUUUGAGUUUUUCGAUCUUCCAUUUGAGAAAUUAGGCCUAAUGUGAUCUCGUAGAUUUGAAUUUCAUCAGCUUAGGCUUUGAUUUCUGAUAAGAGAUAUUGAGACUCUACCUAGUUUUCUAUUUUGCUUGAGAAUCUCAAAACGUAUAUAGCAACAGUGGAUAGGUUAAUAUGUGAGAUGAAAUUUUAGAGAAAGAGUCAUCGAGACGAGAGUAUUGAGGAGAUUUUUAAGCCGAAGUUUCUCAACAAUCCUUGAGCCAAAUUUGUCGAAUACUCCUUGUGUUGAUUGCUUUGACUGUUUCACUAUGUUCAGUUCAUGGAUCAUUCCAAUGGUUUGUGCUUUAUCUUCCUCUAUUGCUUUUAUGGACACAUUUCGUGAAUGUUACCAGGUGUAGGUAAGAGUUGCCUCCUCUUGCGUUUCUCAGAUGGCUCCUUUACCACCAGUUUCAUCACAACUAUUGGAAUUGAUUUCAAGAUACGGACUAUUGAGCUGGAUGGGAAGAGAAUUAAGCUGCAAAUCUGGGAUACUGCUGGACAGGAGCGGUUCCGGACUAUCACCACUGCAUACUACCGUGGAGCCAUGGGCAUUUUGCUCGUGUAUGAUGUCACCGAUGAAUCAUCUUUCAACAAUAUCAGGAACUGGAUCCGUAACAUUGAGCAGCACGCCUCUGACAAUGUCAACAAGAUUCUAGUGGGGAACAAGGCUGAUAUGGAUGAAAGCAAACGAGCUGUGCCAACAUCUAAAGGCCAAGCUCUUGCAGAUGAAUACGGAAUCAAGUUUUUCGAGACCAGUGCCAAGACUAACUUAAACGUUGAGGAAGUUUUCUUUUCAAUUGGUAAAGACAUCAAGCAAAGACUUGCAGAUACCGAUGCCAGAGCUGAGCCACAUACAAUCACAAUCAACCAAUCAGACCAAGGUGCAGCAGGGACAUCUCAAGCUACUCAGAAAUCAGCAUGUUGUGGUUAGUAAAAAACGCGUCCACGGCGCCAGUAAAGGAGAGGAUCUAUGUGCUAUGGUGUUUUCUACAUAUUCUUUAUAACUCUUAUGUUCAGACUUUAGUACUCAUUGCUGGAAUCAUAAUAAUUUGUUUGAUGAAUUUGUGUAUACAUAGAUGACAUAUAAAAGAAUGAAAGUAAUGUUUGACAAGAGAAA
This is a messenger RNA of Brassica rapa (field mustard), 1191 nucleotides long. Its product is annotated as ras-related protein RABE1a. Gene Ontology annotation, molecular function: GTP binding; GTPase activity. Lineage: Eukaryota; Viridiplantae; Streptophyta; Magnoliopsida; Brassicales; Brassicaceae. The record is from RefSeq and is a predicted model, not a curated record.